This is a messenger RNA of Diabrotica virgifera virgifera (western corn rootworm), 20538 nucleotides long. Its product is annotated as CLIP-associating protein. Bases 192 to 4424 code for a protein of 1410 amino acids. Lineage: Eukaryota; Metazoa; Arthropoda; Insecta; Coleoptera; Chrysomelidae. Gene Ontology annotation, cellular component: spindle microtubule; mitotic spindle; cytoplasmic microtubule. The transcript has 23 exons. The record is from RefSeq and is a predicted model, not a curated record. Gene Ontology annotation, biological process: mitotic spindle assembly. Gene Ontology annotation, molecular function: microtubule binding.
UUCGAACAUGGAACAUGUGUGUGCGAUGAAAUUGUUGAGAAAGAAAUAUGGCUGCGUCAAAUUGUAGUGUUUAAUGACGUUUAGGUUGUGAUGUUAAAAGUGUAAUAAAAACGAUUUGUGUGUUGUAAGUGGUAAAUUUCGUAAAGUUUUUCGUCGAUGAUAGUUUUUAUUACAUAAUUGUUUAGCCAACCAUGGCGUACACUCGUCCAAAGGACAUGGAUGGGUUUUAUGCCCAUUUAGCAAAACCAGACACAAAAUUUCGACAGCAAGUAGGUACCGAUCUUCUAACUUUUUUGGCUGAGCCGUCGAAUCCUAUUGACUGUCAAGAUAUUGGUCUGUUUGUAGACGGAAUAAUCCCAUGGAUGCAAAGUAGUAAUUAUAAGGUUUCAAGUAAUGGUAUAGAAGUAUUGACAUAUCUGAUAGAUCGUUUAGGAACAGAUUUUAAGCCAUAUAUACAAACGAUAUUACCGAACGUAAUUGAUAGAUUAGGAGAUGCCAAAGACACAGUCAGGGAAAAAUCUCAACUUCUUAUCCUGAAACUACUUGAACGAAAUGUCCUAACUCCCCAGACGCUCAUCGAAAAACUUCAUCCAGGUUUUACACACAAAAAUGCAAAAAUCAGGGAAGAAGUCCUAAGAUGUUUAGUUAAUACAUUAAAUGAGCAUGGAGCACAAUCGUUGACGCUGAACAAAUUCAUUCCCGAAAUUGUUAAUCUGUUAUCCGAUCCCACUGCGACAGUCAGAGAUACAGCUUUAAACACCUUGGUGGACCUGUACAAACAUGUCGGAGAGAAAAUAAGGGUAGACUUACAGAGAAGGAAUAUCGUUCCCCAAACCAAGUGGCCGGUGCUCUCGGCGAAAUUCGACGAGGCAAAAGCCAGAGGCGAACUCCUACCGUCGGCUUCCAAAGGAGUAGAUUUAACUGAUGAAACCGACAGAGCUGUGAUGGCCAAACCAAUUGUACCGACGAAGAGGCACCUAGUGGGUAGCGCCGUAAAUAAACGGUCUACCUUCGCCCCCUCCAGCGCAAACUCCGGCGGUCCAGUUUUCAGCCGAGUUGGUUCCUUCCGAAACUCUACUAUGGCCCCAACGGGUGCUAUGGAUGAAGAAUCUUUUACAAAAAGUUUCGAAGACUGCCCGACUGUACAGAUUUUUUCUUCGCGUGAGGUAACAGAAACUUUGAAGAAUAUUCAAGAUACAAUCUCCGAUCCUAAUAAAGAAUGGAACAAGAGGGUGGAAGCUUUAAAGAAAAUCAGAUCUCUAGUCAUUGCGGGAGCGAUCAGUCACGAAGAAUUCCACGUAGGUUUAAAAAAUUUAGAAAUACCGUUGCAAGGGACGUUGAAAGACCUGCGGUCACAGGUCGUGAGAGAGGCGUGCGUUACCAUUUCGUAUCUGUCCAUGAUUUUAGGAAACAAAUUUGACAAAACAGCAGAGAUGCUGCUACAGCAUUUAAUUAAUUUAAUACAGAAUUCAGCUAAGGUGAUUGCUACAUCUGGACAAAUCACAGUGAAAUUUAUAAUUCAAAAUAUUUCUAGUGCUAGAUUAAUUCCAAUAAUAACUAGUAAUUCGACGCGGUCUAAAAGUAAGGACAUUCGAAGGGCGUGUUGUGAAUUUCUAGAAAUGAUAUUGACGCAAUGGCCCAAGCAGCCAUUAGAAAGACAGAUUCCAGCGUUGCAAGAAGCUGUUAAAACAGGAGUUGCUGAUGCUGAUCCUGAUGCACGUGUGAGUUCCAGAAAAGCAUUUAAAGGAUUCAAAGAACAUUUCCCUGAUCAUGCGGAACAUUUAAUACAAUCUCUGGAUCCGAGCUACAGAAAAGCACUUCAAGGAGAGGGAAUGUCUGCAAGUUCGUCCCAGAACAACCUUGCCAGUGGAUUCAAAACGCCCAAGAUGUAUGGUAGAUCCACAGCGGCUAGUACAACAGAUUCGGGAAAAAAGGGAUUCAGAAGUAAUUCUGCGAUUGACCUGCAAGCGGCGCAGCGAGCGAAAGCUAGAGCGCAGUAUUCUGCGAUGGCCAGGACGAAGAUUCAGUUCGGCACGGCCAGUCUACAGGGCGAGGUAGCUCAGCAAGCGAGACCAAAGAGAGCACCAGAGACUGCAGUAACAGCAUCUCCUGAACGAGUGAGUCGAACAAGAAAUCGAAACUCACAGUCACAACCAACGAGUAGGUCAGGAUCGCCUAGCUCCCGCCUGGCUUAUAUCUACCAUAGAGCACCUGAACACGAAUCUCCAAGACCAAGAAGAUUAUCUUCUGGUAUUCCCCGAUCAACACAAGGUUCCCGAGAUACGUCGAGAGAAACUAGUCCUAACAGAAGCAUGAAUAGGUUUAGAAGAGGAAGUGAUAGACCACCGAUGAGUCCCGCAUCGAGACCGGUAUUGGCCCAGAAAAUUUUACAGCAGAGCAGGGAAGCGGAAAAUGCAUUAGCGGAUGUAUUUAAUACGUCAGACCAUUAUAGGAGUCCGAGAAAGAACAUUAGAUCUGUCGAUAACCAGUCUGAUGAAUCAGAAACCUCCAGUGUGUGUUCGGAAAGAUCUGAGAGGUCUCUAGAUUCCUUUAGAAGGCAUUGUGAUUCGUACUCGUGGAGCGGCUCCCAGCAAAGGUUAUCAAGAGAUUUAUGGGAACCAUCUCGAGAUAUUAACCAAAUUAUAGCGUUAUGUGCAAGUACGAACUGGCAAGAACGGAAGGAUGGUUUAUUGUCAUUACAGUACUACCUCAGUACCGAAGUGCUUCUCUCCCCAGGAGAAUUGAAACAUCUAACCGAGAUAUUCACCAGAAUGUUCAUGGACUCACAUACCAAAGGUCUCAGCGUGUUCCUGGAUACUCUGCAUGAAAUCAUAAAAUGCUACAAGUCCGAUCUGGAGUUCUGGCUGUACGUCCUUCUGCAGCGAGUCUUCAUCAAAAUCGGCACCGAAACCCUUAGUUCUAUUCAAGGCAAAUUGAUGUCCACUUUAGAUCUUAUCAAAACCAGUUUUUCCAUCAAGUUGCUCAUCGCCAACGUGUAUCGGUUUCUUAUAGAUGCGACUCAAACUCCAAAUACAAAAGUAAAAAAUGUAGUCUUAAAUACUCUCUCAUCACUGUGCAACAACCCCGAUGCUGUUCAGCACAUUUCUCAGCCCCCUGCUAGUCAGGCGCUGCAAAAAAUCAUCACAUACGCUCAAGAUACCAAAUCUGCAGAAACUAGGCACGCCGCUAGACAAUGCAUCGUAGCUCUGUGGAAUUGUAAUACUCCUCAGGUAACAAUGAUACUAGCAGAGUUGCCUAAAGAUAUGGAGGAUUUGGCAUCCAACGUUGUACAUAGUCAUAUGAGGAAGAGCUCCACGGGAAGCGAGCCAGGAAGUCCGAUGACGAUGGGGAGUCCAAAACCUCUGUCGCCGGGUAUUUCCCCGUUCAAGGAAGGUUUAGAUCAGGAAGAGUUCCAUAGGAGACUUAGGAGGACUACGGCUGAAAUUCAGAAUUACAGCUUUGAAACUCUAGGUACUAAGUUAGACAGGGACAAAGUAACUACCUCACAAGACUCAGGCAUAUCCCAAAUGUCUGCUGGAAAUGAUAUAGGUAAAGAUGUCACGUUAAUAGAAGAACAAAUGGAGGAACUAUCAAUAAGGCCAAAUUUCAACGUCAGAUCAGGAUCUAAAUCGUUGCCGUAUGCAGCAGUUAAUGGCGUCACUGAGACUGACUCUUCUAAUGGAUUUAGAAGUUUAGGAGACGUGAAUGAUCUCGAACAAACUAUAUUAAGUGUUAUAGAUAAUUGUUAUGUGGCUAAUUUAACACCCGAAGAACAGUGUAAGUUGAUUUUACGAUUACAAGAAUUAAUUAAGAGUGGAUAUUCAGAGCCCAUCAAACGAAAUUUUAAAAAAAUACUACGUGUUAUAAUAGAUAAACUAGACGAAAAAGAGAUUCAAGUUACCGUUCUUCAAACGCUUAGAGCUAUCUUCCAAUCUCCAGAUCUGAAAGACUGCUGGAAGAAUUUUGUGGAAUUAUUAACUAUGAAAGUACUUGAAGCUCAUUCUGAUGACAACAGAGAGGUAAUGAAAGAAGCUGAAAAAACAGCAGCAGCGAUGACAGUAUGUCCAUUCGAGAGCAUUCUUUCAACUUUAGCACCAAUCAUCAGAACUACUUCAUAUCCGGUACUACUUGGAGCGAUCAAGAUGCUUGCAAAGUUAAUAGAGGCACAUCCAGAUGAAGUCACCGAUGAUCAUUUGGCGAAAAUAAUGCCAGGACUUAUAAAGGGUACUGAUCAUCCGGAGAGUUCAGUGAGGAAGAGCUCAGUGUUUUGCAUGGUCGCCCUACACAAAGCUGUUGGAGAGGAACGACUCUCUUCUUACAUCACUCAUUUAUCUGGUAGUAAGGUCAAGUUAUUAAAAUUAUAUAUAGAAAGAUCGGAAAUUAAUACUUCCGUGCCUACAAGUCCCAAAAACAACGGUAGCUAACCCACAAAGAAAACUACCAAAUAAAAUAUCUUCCAUGGUGAGACUAGUGUUGAUAGCACAGGUCAACAUCAAUUUUGAGUCCUGUACCUCUGAUUUUGAUUAAUAAUGUCAACUAAAGAAAGAAAUAAUAUUUUUAUCUAAUAAAGUUUGCGUAUGUACUUAUCAGAACGAAAUUUGAAAUUUUUUGAAAAAGCUCUUUUUUAAUUUAAAUUAUAUUUAAAAGCAAGAAAAUUUUGAAUUAUAACUUUAAUUAAGACGGCAUAUAUAAAACUCAAAAAUACAAAAAAAAACUUUAAAAAUGAUAGUUUUGGCAUUUCUUUUGUGUAAGCAAAAACUUUCUCGUAUGAGCCCCUAAACGUAGUCACCGAUCAUUUACUUUACUUUACUCCUUGGCGUUACAACCCUCCGGACAGUUUCGGGAAGAAUGAUUUUAAAUAAAGGCAUCAGAAUCUUGACGAAGAGCUUUUACGAACUGCUUCAUAAGACCUAAUUUUAUGUGUAAUGGAGGCAUUAAAAUAUGAUGGGGCUCCACAAUUGGUUUAUUUUUGACGGUUUGUGGUCCUAUUUGAAACUCACUCCGUUGAGUGCUGCUGAUCGUGAAGUGCGUCGGCUCUACUAUCCCAUAAACAAAGGUAACACUGAUAUUUAGUGUAUCCUUUUUGGAUUCCCUCCAGAAAAACAACCAUUUUGAAAUCUCCUAUCACUUGCCACCAAUAAGAAGCAAACUUGAAGCACCAUUUUUUAACGCUCUCGUAAUUUUCUUUGGGCCUAAAAGAACGAGCCUGAGGAAGAGAUAGAAUUUUAAAAAUGUAUAAACAUUCUCAAUUUCUUUGCAAAACGAAAAUGCAGCAGCUGCAUAAUACUCUGGUUAAAGCGGAGAGUGCAGGAAGAGUCUAUACCGGUUUCGGAGAUCUUUUUCCUCUCAUCUGUAAACCCAUAUCCUCUUCUCUCUAGUUAGUUUAUUUAGAUAGAGUUUUAUUUCCAUUGUGAAAAAGAAUUGCUUUUAAGAUUGUUAUAGAGCUGUAGGUGAAAAGACGCCAUUCAGAAGAAAUGCGAUGUAUUUCCUCUGGAUGGAGUCUUUUUUCGUAAUUUUUGCCAGUGCGACGCUUACGUGGAUUAACUAUAUAAAAAUAGCAUUGAUUUUCAGCAUUGAUUCAGGAUCAAUCAUUGAUAUGAUCAGCUGGCUCCCUCCAUAUUCUUGGUACUGCACCAAGUUCAUACUCUUUUUCCUCAGUACCAGGUUGGAAAAAAAUUAACAUCAUUCAUUAACGAAUGACACAUUUAAUGCAUGUGUUGAAGAAAUAUAUGUAUAUGUAUGCUUUUUCUUAUGAGGAUCUUUCAGUGCGUCACAGUUUUUCGAUUUCUUUCUAACGCAUUAAAUUGCAUAUGACAGAAAAAAACGCACGUCGGUGAUCACAUUUCGUCGGUGACAUUUAUAACAUUUAUUCUAGUUUUCAAUAGAUGGCGCUAUAAUCGAAAAAAAAAUUAUUUUCGAAUUAUAUAAUAUAUCUACGAAUAUAAUCUGUACAAUUUAUAAGACUAUACAAAUCAAAGAAAAUACCAUUUUAUAAAUGCAAUAAACAUAAUUGGUUUGAUUUUAUGCCAAAUUGCAAAUAAAAUGUGACAACUGUCAGAUUUAACUAAAAUGUCAUGUCACUAAAAUGUAUAUUAUCACGGACUUACCUUUUUUUCUAUCAUUUGUGACGCACUGAAAAAUGCUCAUGAAAAGAAGCAUACCUAUAUAUGUUUUUGUAUAUGUACACACUGGGGAACACAUUUUUUUGUUGAGUUAGAUCUGACACUUGUUUUUGACUAAUUUUUGGCGUCUGAAUCUGAGAAUAUCCUCAAAUUUUGUCUAUCACGUAAACUUUUUAAACUGAGGUGCCCAUUGAGUGCCCAUGCUUUAUCUUGGUUACCAAGUUUCACUUUAAAAUAGGCAAAAUAUGCUUGUCUGACAAAUGUACGGAUGUUUGUCCUUUGACUGAGAAUGGUAAAACUGCCGCAUAUAUAACAAAACGAAUCGGGGCUGUUUUCACACUUACGACGUGUAGGAACAGAGGUAGCCAUAAGGAGACGUUUCAGUUCAAACACACUAAGUCGUUCUAUACACUUCAGUAACGAAAUACUAAAUACUGCUAACCGACACACAACGUUUCACCACAGUAUAGCAGACGUAACUGAACAUUGACGGUUAAACUGCAAAACCUCGUAAGUCGAUUUUUGGUCCAUUAUGACUUUUAUACUUUGUUGGUUUAUACUUUUACAUAUCUUUUAAACUAUGAAAACAUGUAAGUCAAUAUUUAAAUUUAAUGGUACUAGCGACAUCUACAAAAAUCUCGUAAGUAAGAUUUUAAGUUACAAAACCUCGUAAGUAGCAUUUUUAUGAGACAAAACCUUGUAAGUUUAAUGAUAGUUUAAGAUAUUAAGUUACAAAACCUUGUAAGUCGCUCUUUGAAAAAAAAAACAAUAUUACUGAAUUUUUUUCGUCUCUCUAAAGUUACAUAAAACUGACUUACGAGGUUUUGCAGUUUAACCGUCGACAUGCCAGUCUAGACCAGUUAAAGUUAUCAUCGCGUCAUUCCCAGCUCCCAGUCAUCAUUAGCACCCACAUAGAAAACGAACGUGACGUGAUAGGAGAAAACUAAAAACAGUUUUGAAACCAGCAUGCCUAAUUCUAUAGAAAACAGCUAAAAAAUCUAACUCAACAUAAAUUGAGUUUCAAAUUGUUCUCCAGGGUUAUGUAUGAUGUGUUACCAUCUAAAGUGUUUUUUGAUCAAUAACUUGACAUUGUAUGGGUAAGUUAAAAUGAGUGUCAUAGGGUUUACCAAGUUUUAUAUUGAUGCCAAACAAAAUUUUUUUGCUUUCACAUAAAUUCGCCGAAAAUAUAGCAAAAAGAGCCCACGUCAUUUUUUCACUUUUUUACACAUUUUUAUACUUUGGGUCCUCGCGACACAUAAAAUACGUUAUUCCUUUGCAAUGCUCACGCGCACACUAUCGUGCCAGUCUGGUACUUUCUGCUUCACACCCACAAUCCCCCUCACCAAUCUCUUUCGUCUUAAAUGCAACGGCUCCUCAAAAAAUCUGUCAAAACAUGGUACAUAUAUUUAUUUUUCAUUACAUAAAGGUACAAAAGCAAACUUUAUUUAUUCUUUUUGAAGUUUCGAUAUAUACAAACAGAAAAUAUUUACUAAAUUACAGACUCAAAAGAUUUUUUUGUUGACCUGUGCAGUAGUAGUCGCCAUUGUUAAAGAAUUUUUCUCUUGAUUUCGAGACGAACACUGGGUUUAGUGAAAUGCGUCACUAACAGUAGUUUGGUUUUAAUUUUAUGUAUAACUUAAACAAUCAUUCUUUAAGCUACAUUAAGGUUUAAAACUGUAGUAACAAAUAUAUAUUAUAAAGUAAGACUAAAUUCAGUGUUCAUUCGUAUAAAAACUGUCAUUUUUGUGUUGUAGACAACCAGCUGACACCCAAUUCAGUGUAAACAAUGAAUUGUCGAUUAAUAAAUACAUUUUUUGUUAACAAUAACUUCUAUUUUUAUUCAAAACCUUAGUCCUUAUUUGGUAUAUGCAAUCUGUACUCGUACUGUAUUUUUGUGAGUCUGUAACAACUAAAAAGAUGUCCUCUUUUUAUUUUUUUUUAUUUAAAAUUAAAAAACAUGUAAGCGGUGCCUUGGUUAUUUACAACUAUACUUAAUUUCGCGUUAAGAACGGAACUUUGUUCCAGUGUUGCCAAACCACUCAGGCACGUGUUACUACUAGACUGCCGAUAUAUGGUUUAUUCUAAUCAGACGACAUGGCAUCGGCGCGUUUCAAUCGUCCUUAAGAAAUACAUAGCCCUAUCUCUGCAAGGUUCCGUUCUUAACAUGAAACGGUCUAUAGUCGCAAAAGAUUAGGACUAACGAUCUAUUAACAAUUUUAAAACUAAUAUUUUUUGUUGCGUUUUCCCUAUUCCUCAAUCUUUUUAACCGGCUUAAACAGAGCACUUAACACACACUUUUAGACAUAAACUAUUUGCACUAACUCAAAGGGUUUAGUUCUUUUGAGUCUUAUCACUAUUCCAUGCUGAUCCAGGAGUUGAAUAGCAUUUACGUUUGCAUGAUUGAAUUCUGCUUUCAUGCUUCUUUACAAAUACUUUAAUCAUAUCUGCGACCAUUUCCACACCUAGGUCUCUGUGUAAAACUCUACUUGUUACGUACCAUGGAGCAUUUACAAUGUCCCUCAGUAUUUUAUUCUGAAAACUUUAAAACAAAAAUAGUCUUCAUGUUUUAUUGAUGACUCCCAAAUAUCAUAUAGUCUGAUAAAUAACCUCCUUAGAAAUUAAAAACAUGUUUUCUCUUAGCUCAAUAUAACCAUUCCUGAAAUUCGAGCUAUCUCUUCGAUUUGGGAACACAUAAUGGUUAUUUGAACUCUGUUCACUGCUACUCUAAAAAGCUGGUUAUACGAGCAAAUAAACCACUCUCUGAGAUUGCGCAACCAUGACAUUAUUCUCGUUCCAACGCCACGUUUUCCUAAAAUCUUGUUCAAAAGCCACCCGCCUAUAUGUUAUAGUACAGUUUUUUUACGAUAAGAAUGAAAUGACGUCACACAGUGGUCAAGUGAGUUGUUGUGAAACUAUUUUUCUAUUUUCGAUUCUUCUUAAACCCAUAACCUAACUUUUCGUUUUCUUUUUUUAAAAACAAUUUUCUGGGCACAACUACCUAAAGCUGUAGGCAUUUUUGAAAAUUUAUAAAAGUUUAUUAGUUUUCCAAAAAACUUUUUUAGUUUAAUUUGCCGCAAAAAUUGAAACGACAAAGUAAAUACCCAACACGACCUAACCUCCAAUUCACCCAAUCACAAUAAGAAAAGGCCGCGAGAAAUGCACUGCCAAUUCUGCAGUAUUAGUUGCGUUGGCGGAUACCUGAAAUUAUCAGAAAAUUGGAUAAAUUGUCAGAAAACGCAUGCGCACUUUAAAAUGAUAUAAAUAAUAUCGUUAAUAGAUAAAUAUACAAGGUAUAUUUACCUAGCAUAAUUUAAUAAUUAGUUAUUAAUAUUAAUUAUCUCUUAUUUAUCUAUUAACGGUAUUAUAAUAUAUAUUAAGUGAGGUUAGAAAUUGUCGGCGACAAUUUGUCAACUGUACCCGCGAACGCACCUAUAGGGCUUUUCAUUCACAGUCAUUUGUUUCGAGCUUCUGUCAAAUGUCGUGUAAUCCGUGUAUAUUAAUAUUAUACACAGAUUAUACAACAUAUGACAGAAGCUCGAAACAAAUGACAAUCGAUGAAAAGCCCUAUUUGUGCCAACUGAUAAUUCACUAAAAGUCACUAAUUAUGUCAGAAUCUAUGGAUAGGGAGUUUGCUGUAUGGUUGGACAUUUAAAAGUUACUAGAAUGUCAUCAUUUCAUUCUUAUCGUAAAAAACUGUGUAUACGCACUAGCUGGGAAGAAUCAGCUGGAUUCUGCGUUUCGUACUGCUAACUGUUCAAUAGUGUUCUAAAGUAUUAUCUGCUAUUCAAAUAGAUUUUUACUCAAUCUGCUUCAUUAGUUACCCAAUGUCACUAAGAUGUAUCGUUUUACAAUCUGCACAAUGAAAAUUUACCAUAAUUGACGUUUGACAUGAUUACGUUUGACAUAUUUCAUUUACUACUUUCCUUUUUCAGCAUUAGAUUAUAUUUUUCAGUGUUAGAGAGUUUAACGCUUUUAAUACAACGUUAUAUAAAACGCAUGCUCAAACGGUAUCGAAUAAAACUUUCAUCACUUGUGAACUAAAAUGGAAUUUAAUAAUAAAGAUUUUUUAUAUCUGAAUUGUGUUUCAGCUCCUUGUAUGUUGCUUUUACUAAUUUACGCUUGAAUUAGUUUUGUUUAAAAUAGAAGUUGUAGAUUUUUUUUACCUAAUAGUAAGAUCUAAGAUUCAUAUUUUUUAAUAUUAUCCAACAUUUUUACGUCUUAAACUAAUUUAUUGGAAUUAACGUGUUUUAUCUGUUUUAAUUAUUAUUAUUUUAAAAAGGUUGUAUAUAUUGAAAUAAUUACUGAUAUUGCCAUUUCCCCAUUUCCUUCCUUAUUAAGUUAGGAGCACUCUUUGUGCCAUUUUUACUUGUUGAAUGAUUUUAACAUCGACGUGCAUUGAGGUAGCUUUAUUUAGCUCUUUACUUGAUGAAAAAGUUAUUUGUUACAAAAUACGAAAAAGUGCGACGUGCUGGAAGAAAUCUGGCAACACCGCCUUACACAUCAACUCUCCCUCUUCCUUAAUCCACCACUUUCGCCUCGCUACAUUGCUCAGUGUCGGUCUAGCAGCCUUCGAAGAUGGAGGUCCUGGUCGCUGUUACCGCCAUUGCGAAAUUCAUGCUGUGAUACGUUUUUAAAUGCAAAAUGGAUUUCAUCUAUUGACAUUCAUCGUCAGUUAAUCGAAGUUUAUGAGUAAAAGUACAUAUUAUGUUCAACAGGUUCGCAAAUGGUGUAGAGCAAUCUGAAGGCCUUCCGCUCGGAUCUUCUACGUGAAUUUCCGUUUGGCCUUCACUGAAUCCUCUACACUAUUUGCAAUUAUGUUGAACAGAUAUGUACUUUUACCCAUAAAUUUCGAUUAUCUGACGAUUAAUGUCAAUACUUCACACACUUACAAUAAUUUCACAUUAGCGGUACCUAACAGAGACCAGGACCUCCAUCUUCGAAGACUGCUAGGUCUAGAUUUAGACAGUAUAUAGUCCAGAGAAAUACGGUUUUUGUCGGGACACUUGAGGAGCCAGGUUGCAAAUGGAAUUUUUGGGUACUACAUACCUAAUGCAUUAUAAAUACAAAAGUGCCCGUCACAGUUCGGACGAGAAUUUUAGUUAUUAACAAAUAAGGGUCAAAAAAUGGCAGUUUUUUCGUUUAAAUCGCUAGAUGUAAAAAUAGGGCUAUUAAAUAUCUUGUUUAGAAUAUUCAUCUUUUAGUAGAUGAGCAAAGGUGUAAAAUGGCAGUUCUUGAAUUUUGGUCCGAUCAUUUGUUGCUUCGCUAAUUGAAAGAAAAGACUAAAAUUUUGAAAAUAAAAAAUUUGCUAUAACUUGCGAAAAUGAACUUAAGGCUUUGAUAUUGUACGAAAAGUUGAGUCAACCAGUAUAUAUAAUGCCCUAAAAAUUUCAAGGUUAUUCGGCGAUUAGUUUAAAUUUUAUUCAAUUCGUUUAUACUGAUAAUAAUAAUAUUCAAAAUAAUAAUGAUACAGCAAUUCUGUGGAAACCUCUUGAAAGAAGAAUACUUAUAUUUUCAAAAUGUUUCAAAAAUCAAUAAAAAGUAAUUUUUAUCAUUCCGAAAACAUUUUACUAGAGUCAUUUUUUGGCUUCUAAACAAUUUGAAUAGCUUUGUUAAUGUUGACUGUAGAGUAAAUCUACUUUGGGAUUUCAAAAGCUAGUAUUUUUACACGAAUUUCAAAAAAAACUUUUUUUGUAGCUUAAUUACAAUCAAAAUUAGCCAUUCCUAUUAUUUGAUCAACAGUAACUUCUGUUUACAUAAAAUUCUCCUGUAACAGUGCUAGUUACCAUACUUCUCCGAAACGGCUUGACUGAUUUUUAUGCAAUUUUACACAUAUAUCCUGUAGGGCUAAGGAUAGGUUUUAACCUAUUUUUCAUACCCAUAUGUUGUAAGGGGGUGCCCCACUGAGUUUUUUUUUAUUUUUUUGGAAAAAAUUGUCUAUCUUAAUUUUUUAUUAUGUAGCAUUAAAAAAUACAUACAAUCCUUAAUUUUCACUCUUCUAUCUCCAACGACUAUUUUUUAAGAGCCAUCUAUAUAUUUCAUCUAUAAAAUUCUCCUGUCACAGUGUUAGUUGCCAUACUCCUCCGAAACUGCUUGACCGAUUUUUAUGAAAUUAUAUAUGUAUAUUCGGUAGGUCUUAGAAUCGGUCGCAAUCGAUUUUUCAUAUCCCUGAGUGAUAAGGGGGAUUCCCCCUAACAUUUUGUAAUGUUUGGUAGGAGUAUGUAUACAUAACGUUUUCUAAAGGACUACGAGUACAUGCAAAUUUAAAAAAUUAUGAUCAAAAUCCAUCAACAACCUCCGGAGAUAUUAAUCGCAGCAUAUGUUUGAAGAAUCAAUUUCAUUUUUUGAAUGCACGAAUUUUAAUAUUUCCCCUCCACCGACCACGAAUCGAUUUCGUUAGGACGUCAUUUUUAACCACUCUGUUGAAGAUCAAAGUUUACUCAAAUUUGUACACAUAAACUAUAUACCUUUAACUUCAAAAUGGUGGUACUUAAGUUCCUUAAUUGUUAUAAAUAAAGUAGCUGUGAAUUAAAUAAAAAAAGAGGAUAACUUUGACCGUAAUUAACCUAAAAAAAGUUUUUUUUUUUUAAAUUCGUGUAAAAUACCAGCUUUUCAUCUUAAAGCAGCUUUAGUCUGCAGUCAAUAUUAACAAAAUUAUUCAAAUUGUUUAUAAGUCAAAAAUGAGUCUUCUUUAGUAAAAUGUUUUCGGUAUAAUUAAAAUGACUUUAAUGAUUUUUUUUUAAAUACGUUGAAUACAUAAAUAUUUUUCUUUCAUGUGGUUUCCACAGAAUUGCUAUAUCGUUAUAAUUUUCUGAACAAUGACAUCGCAAAGAAAAGCUCUUUGGGAUAAACAAAUUGAAUAAAAUUUAAACUAACUGACGAAUCGUCUUAAAAUUUUUUGUGCACUAUAUGGACUGUCUUACUCAACUUUUCGUGCAAUUUGAAAGUCUUAAGGUCAUUGUCGCAAAAGUUAUAGUAAUUUUUUUAUUUUCGAAAUUUUAGUUUUAUUUUGAAAGAAUCCGAAGCAACAAAUGAUCGGACCAAAAUUCUAAAAGAAGCAUACUAUAAAUAAAUUUUUAUAUAAAUUUUAUAAAAUUUUUAUAUAAAUUUUAUAAAUUUUUUAUUUUCGAAAUUUUAGUUUUAUUUUGCAAUAUCCGAAGCAACAAAUAAUCGGACCAAAAUUCAAAAAACGCUAUUUUAAACCUUGGCCCGUCUACUAAAGGAAAAAUAUUAUAAAUAAGACAUAAUUACCCUAAUUUUACCUGUGGCGAUUUAAAUGAAAAAACUACCAUUUUUGACACUUAUUUGUUAAUAACUAAAAUUCUCGUCCGAACUAUGACGGACAUUUUUGUAUUUAUAAUGUAUUAGAUAUAUAGUACGCAAAAAACCCAUUUGCAACCUGGCUGCUCAAGUGUCCCGAACAUGGUAUAUUUUUGCCUUACUUCCCUGGUGUAAUAGUGAUUUAACCAGCAUUUGAAAACGGGAAACUCCAAUCAUUACAACUUGUAUCACCUCAAAGUCAUAACUAGUUUGUCAAGGAAAAGUUUUGAAUGAGAUGUUUUUCUUUCAUCUUGCAGUACCGUCUCCUAUCGGAGGUUGGCUACCAUCACAGCAAUCUUAACUUUGUUGGCUGCAGCUCUGAACAAUUUUAUUAAACUGCACCCGUACCACUCACUUAAAUUUCGCAAUCAGGAAAUCCUCCUACGUCCCAUAUUUCUCUUUCUUUAGAGUAUGGUCUAUUCUUUGGUUUUCUCCUCAUAUAGCAAUAGAUGCAAAACUGGUUCAAGUUAGCAUAGAAACACUACUAUUCCUUGGUUCCACUGAUCAUGUAUGUUAAAGCUACUUCGAUAAUAAAGUUUAUUUUAUAUUAUUGAAUGUAAUGGGCAAUAUUGAUGGCAAAACAUAGGCUAUUAUUUCUAAGACAGAUGAAAACCUUUUAAUUUUCUUUGGACGAAAGAUCCUGAGAGGAAUAUUUGGUCACAUUGUGAAGAUUGCAUCUACAGUAGAAAGUAUAAAUUCUUCUUCCUUCUUGUAUGUAGGCUUUAAAGCCUGUUUCUUCUUCAGUAUUAGACUCAUAAAUUGUUUAAAUUAUCGCACCAUCUUUUUCUUGGUCUGUUAAUACUUCUUCGUCCAUUUGGUGACUUAUCUCGUACUAUUCGUACUAUCCUAUCCUCUGCCAUUCUACUAAUGUGUUCGUUCCACUCCUGCUUCCGUUUUGUCCCCCAUCCAUUUAUGUCUUCUAUAUUGCAUGCUCUUCUUAUGUUUUCGCUUCUCUCCCUAUCUAACAGACUUUUCCCUGAUAUUCGUCGAAGUAUUUUCAUCUUUGUUGUUUCUAGUAGUCGUCUCGUUUUAGAUGUGUCAGGUUUUGUCUCCGCCGUGUAUGUCAAUAUAGGUCUAAUUGCUGCUUUAUAGAUUCUUGCUUUUGUGUCUUGUCUUAGGUGUUUGUUCUUCCAGAUUGUGCCAUUAAGAUACCCCGCCGCUUUACUUGCUUUUAAGCUUUGUUGUACUUCUUCUUCAACAUCGCAGUAACUAGUUAUAUAUAUUCCCAGAUAUCUAAACCUUGCUUCCUGCUUUAUUAUUUUCCCAUCAAUUUCGAUUUUACAUCGUAGUGGGUAUUUAGAUGUCAUACAUUUGGUUUUUUCUGCUGAUAUUAUCAUAUUUUAUUUCUUGGCUGUUAUAUUCAAUAUGUGUGUUAAUCUUUGGAGAUCGUCUUCUGUCUCUGCGAUUAAUGCGGCGUCGUCUGCAUAACAUAAUAUUUGGAUUUCUUUGUUCCCCAUUCUGUAACCAUGACCUUUACGUACUGCUUCUAUAUUUCGUCCAUUAUUAUAUUAAAGAGCAGUAGGCUUAACGAGUCACCUUGUCUGACUCCGCUUUGUACUGUAUAAACUGUGUUAGUUUUCAAUUUAUCUUUGCCAGUAUUCGAUUAUAGAAUUAGAUGUUUUCAGUGGAUUGUAUAAUAUUGAUUGGUAUGUUUCUUCUAUACAGUAGGUGUAAGAGGUCUUCGACUUGGAUGCGAUCGAAAGCUUUUGUCAGGUCUAUAAAUCAUAGAUAUGCUGUUUUAUUGUACUUGAUGGCCUUUUCUGUGAUUUGUCUUAGUACAAAUACGGCGUCUACGCAGGAUCUUCCGGAUCUAAAUCCUUGUUGUUCAUCUGAUAAAGUUGUUAGCUUAUUGAUUUUGUUGUUUAGGACUAGGUUAAGAAAGUAUAACUGACAUGUACAAACAUACAUCAGGAUAUGAGGGGAAAAGACAUGAGGUCUUACAUAAAAAUACGAAGAAUGACGUUGGCAAGACAUUUAACACUAUCAUAGAUAUUGUCGUGUUCCCCAGAGGAACAGUUAUACCAUGGUUCGAGGAGAAGUAGAUGUAGACCAAAACUUAGAAGAAUGCAGUGGUUGAGGAUCCUAAGAAAUCUGGUGCGACGGUUGUCAAUAGAUAUGACUGAGCUUUGAAGGGGAGUUUGGAGGCUCUAUUUAGGACUGUAGUACGAUGAAUGUCCACGAUCAAAUUUAGAAUUUUUGUCCCUAAUGUCUUGUUUAUUAUUAAUAUGUAUUUAAAAGCCCUAAGUACUUUUCUUAAGUGUUUUCGGAUAGAAUUACCCAGUGUAAAAUAAGUAACAAUAACAAUAAGAGCCUUUGAACAAUAUUCAAGAGAACAAUCAAUCGUAUUUUAUUGAUUAUAGUUUUAAAAAAACUGCUCAUGUUUUAUACAUAUAUAAAACUAUGAAAUCAGUAGAAAGCUAAAUAAAGCUAUCGAUAUAAUUUGUUUCGAAAUCUUUUUGAGUUAUAUAGCUGGUCUUGUUAUACAUAUUUUAUUAUAUAGAAUAUUUAUGUAAUUUGUGUAAUGUUAAAAUUAGCUGUUCGAAAUUUUUGUACUUUUAUAAAGUUUCUUCUGUUUGAACCAAAAUAUGUUGACAGGUAUAUUUGUACAUACUGCUCACGCACAUGUACAAUGUUGUAUGGACUACUUCAGGAAUGUUUUUUAUUGUUAAUACUUGAGUCAUUCUUCGUUAAUAUUAAGAUUAUAUUAUUCGGCUCAUUGGAAAAAAAUUAUCGUAUAGGUACUAACCUUUUCUACUAUUUUACUAUGUUUUAGAUUUUUGAAAUUACUUACGGUUGUUAGUUUCGUAAUAUUUCGAAUAUUAUUAAUAGGCUUUUUAAUAUACUUUUCACCUUAGACAACCAAAGAUGCCUACGGUAGUAGUCCGGGUUGCCUAACAAUAUAACUACGGUCAUAGGCCAUUUAGCCCAGUAAAUGAACGGGAAAUUCGGCGAUACCGUGUAAUUUUCAGGGGCAACUCCGAAUUGCAUGAAAAUUUGGAUUUAGGUUCUACUUACCCUCCACUUCAAAGUUGAAAUUGUGCCGUUGGUUGCUUUUACUUGGGGGGUGACAGUCACCCCUUCUCGGGGGUGAAAAACAUACGUCCAAGAUAAGACCGGAAAUAGAUAAAUUGACUGAUUUUAAGCAACUUUUGUUCUAUAGAGUUUUUACCUAAUUCAAUACUUUUCGAGUUAUUUGCCAUUGAAAAUGUUGAUUUUUCGACAAAAAAACUACGUUUUCAGACGGUUUCUCGCAAAUAACUCAAAAAGUAAAUAUUGUAUCGAAAAAAAUAUUAUUAGCAAAAGUGUAGCUUAUAAAAAAACCCAAAAAAUGGUGUAGUCUAUCAAUCAAAUAAAAAUAAAGUUGUAGCUCAUGAAAAAUACGUUCUUAUUCGUCUAAUUCCAAAUUAGAUUAUUUCAAGGUGAAAUCACCAAAAAAUUGAGCACUUUUCGGGAAAAACUCAUUUAUUUUUAAAGUGUUUAUAAAAAGCUUUGUUUUAAUUGUUAACAAAAGUUUUAGCAUUAAAAAUAAGCCAGUUACGCUCAAAAUAAAGUUGGCCCUCUUUUUUUUUGUAAAAAAUCAUGAAAAUCUCGCCGUGUUUAGCUCCCAAAAUGAAAUUAAUCGCUACCGCUUUACAAACAAAUUAGUUACCUAUCUAUUUUUUAUAUGAUCUGUCAGUCUCACCGGUUUAAAGUGUUUAUUUUUGAAAGGGUUAUAAUUGAGAAAGCUUGAAUUGGUCACUAAUCACGAGUGUAUGCAAAUUUUUAACAGCCAUAUCUUAACCAAUUUUUGUCUUACAGAGAAACAAAAUGAAACUAGCAUAUUUAUAAUAGCAAAACCUACAUUUUUUACUCUUUAAGAUUUUUCUUAUCACUAAUACUUUUUAAAAUAUUUUGAAAAAAUGAAAUUUUUCAAAAAUUUUUAGAAAUUUUUUUUACUAUAAAACCAAAUGUUUUCAAAAAUAAGCGCUUCAAAGCAAUCAAACUUACAGAUCAUAUAAAUAAUACACAUAUAGUUAAAAUAGAUGGUAAAGCCAAACGAUUAAUUUCAUUUAGGGUACUAAAUAGAAGGAGGUUUUCACGAUUUUUUUUUACCAAAAAAAGAGGCCAACUUUAUUUUUCAGUGUAACUCGUUUAUUUUUGAUGCUGUAAACUUUUGUAAAAAACAAAUAAUAAGCUUUUUUUCGAUACUUUAAAAAUGUUAAUAAGGUUUUCCCGAAAAAUGCUUCUUUCUUCGGUGAUUUUACGUUGAAUUAUUCUAUUUGGAAUUAGACGAAUAAGAACGUAUUUUUCAACUAUGCUUCUACUCAAUUUGUAGACUUUACUGGUACACAAUUUUUUUCGUUCUUUUAUAGGAUACACUUUUGCUAAAAAUAUUUUUUUCCAUAAAAUAUUUACUUUUUGAGUUAUUUGGGAAAAACGGUUUGAAAACGUAGUUUUUUUUUUGUCGAAAAAUCAACAUUUUAAAUCGCGAAUAACUCGAAAAGUAUUGACUUACGUAGAAAACUUUAUAGAACAAAAGGUGCUUAAAAUAAAUUUAUCCAUUUCCGGCCUUAUUUUAAACACGCGUUUUUCACCCCCCGAGAAGGGGUAAAUGUCACCCCCAAGUAAAAGCAACCAACGGCACAAAUUCAACUUUAAAGUGGAGGGUAAGUAGAACCCUAAAUCCAAAUUUUCAUGCAAUUCGGAGUUGCCCCUGGAAAUUACACUCCAAAACCGUCAUUUAUUGGGCUAAUUAAGAUCAAUAGAAAUAUAAUAUGAUAGGUGAUUCAUUUAGAGGUACUUUUUUCAAAAAAAAAAAAACAAUAAAAAAAAUGAAUUUUAUUUGAAAAUCUUUAUUAUCAUACAAAAGAACCAUUUUUUACAAUUACUUUUUAAAGAUAAUUUAUUUUAAAUGUUGGCCGUGACUGCGGUUAUUGGAACUUCCGGUCCAUUCGGAAGUUCCAAUUCUCGAUGAGCGUUCGAGCAUUUCUAUUGGUAUUUAACCAAUGACGUAAGUAAUAUUGGCCUCCAAUACCUCAACCGUAGCUGGUUUAUUGAGGUAGACUUUGGGCUUUAGGUAGCCCCAAAGGAAAAAGUCCAGAGAUGUGACGUCACGGGAUCUAGGCGGCCAAUUCACUGGUCCAAAGCGUCAAAUAAAUUGCUCACCGAAUCUUUCCCGCAGUAAAGCCUUAUUUCUGACUGACACUGUAAUGAAAGUGUUAAUACUGAAAUCUAAAACAUAAUUUAAUAGUAGAAAUAUACAUUAUUAUUAUGAUUGGCGUUAGAUUAACAAAGAAAGACUUGUUUUUUAAUUCCCACAUUCAGAUUAAAGACUAUUUUACUACUUUGACUUCGACAUAAAAGAGUGAUUUUUAAGUUUGAUUUUAUUAUAUAAAAAAAUAAAUAUAUUUAUAUUAUUGUUCUAGAAACCACAUUAAUUUGUUCACAGUUUAAUUUUGUAACAUAUCAUAAGACGGUAAUAUUUGGUUUUAUAAAUUUAACCACAGUUUGAAGAUAUUUUAUUCAAUGUACAAUUAUUUUCUUUCUGGCAUGUUAGUAUCCAUUUAAGGAGAAAUAAUACAAAAGACACAAUCUGGCAACACUUAUCAACAAUAUUAUAUCUAAAUAAAUAUUGAAAAAAAUUUAUCAUUUAAUUUUGUGCUGUUUGCUUUAGAGAAGAAAGCUGAAAGAAUAACGCAGUUUCCUUAAUUUCUAGAUUUUUAUGAUAGUCUGUUUUUAUAUAAAAAAGCACUGGUUUUUAGAACUCUUUAGCGACACUUUGAAUAAUAUAAUAUUUAUGGAUUACCGUCGAAGGCCGACAUGAUCAACCAAAAAAGAAGAUGUAUUUGGUGAUUUUUCUAGUGAUUUUGUUGGGUGUUAAUCGUCUUGUUAGUUUACUCCUGGUUUAAAAUCAAAGCAUAGUGUAUAUUAUACAAUGCACAAUCUUGACCCAGUGUAUAUAUUGAUGCCAAAAUGAGAGAGCAUAGGUUAAGAUGGUUUGGUCAUGUUCAACGUCGAGUCAUUAAUCACCCAAUAUGAAGAAUAGCUGAAGUGCAGGUUCCUGGAAAGAGUAGGAGAGGAAGACCAAAGAAGACCUGGGGGGAGACGAUAAGGCAGGACAUGUUGGUAAAGGGGAUUAACAUUGAUAUGACCCAAAAUAUAAUUGUGUGGAGAAAUGCAAUUAGGGAAGCCGACCCCGCAUAGGGAUAAGGCAAAGAGAAUGAUGAUGAUGAUGAGUACGUAAAUCGUUCAGCUGGACAUAGGGAGUAUACAUUGAGAUAAUUAUUGCAACUGCGCUCUCUCGAUGACCAUAUGUUUGUUAGCAUUGGGCAUUAACCUCAAAAUUGACAAUUCAUUUCGUCUGAUACAAAUAAACGUCAAAACAUGACAAUGUAUUAGCUAAAUAUUUUUGGCCUAGGGGAAAACGGUGUCUGUUUAAUUUUGAAAUCAGUUUUUAAAUAAAUUUGUUUUUGAAUUAUGUAUGGACAGCCUUGGUGCCAAACUCACUCAUUCUAUUCUUUCUAACAGCUCUAUUGCACCAGAAACUCGUACUCGAACAGAAGCUUCAACUAACACAGGUUAGCCCAGUUGCCACAAUUCUCUCAAUGUGUAUUCCCUAUGUCCAGCUGAACGAUUUACGUACUGUAUGUGUCGAUGAAUUAAUUACUUUAUGAAGAAGUGUGAUUGGUAAAUAAAACUUUAUUUUUAACAGUUACAAACGAAAACUUAAUAUUUAGUUACAAUUAAUGAAAAAUGGCGUAUGACUCGCUCUAUGGUCGGUGAUCAUCUCUCCUUGUUCUGCGUCUCUCCGGCCGAUCCUAGGUGUACAGUGUUGUCACUUUGUCUUUUUUGUCUUUAGAUUCUGAACAAUGUGUGAAACUCUUAAUAAUUUCUCUCAUUACACCACAAAUCAUUUAAUGAAAAUAAUGCUUCAUUAAUGUGGUAUCUAGAACAUAAUCCAAUCUGUGACCAAUCAGAACUCGUGCAGUUUUCAGAAAUUUUGAACCGGUCAAAGAUUUUGUGAUUAUUAGUUUUAUAAAUAUGUAUAUAAUAAAUUUUGAUGUUUUAUAGUGAUAAGUUACGUAACUCUUUGUUUAAUAAACACGUUGGAAUAACUGAA